UGCAGGCGCAGACGCGAGUGGUCUGGUGAACGAACGGGUACUUCGCUCAGCAAUCAAUGGCAUAGCAGAGUUGCUCGAGGCACCGUCCCCGGUCACAAUUGGUGCGAUACCCGUAGAAGCCACCCUUCCUCUCCUGCGCUAUCCGCGAAGAUCGGAUCCCCCGAAAUAAGAUCGCGUGCGAAAUAAACUGGUGAUCGAUCACGCGUUCCUGACGAUGACAGAUCGUGCCGUUGAUUAAUUAUCGCGAGCCUUCGCGAUAAUCAGGUAAUCGUUGGAUUAUCAUCGAACGAGAGGUCGGAUCACCGGGUGGACCAUGAACCAUGGAUACGUCGCAGGUCGAAAACGACGUGACUUCGGAGGAGAGACGUAAGGAAGGAUGCGAGCAACAGCAGGGUUGCACCGUCGCCGAUGGACGCAACGAUUCUGCGUCCAGUUGUCGCACCCUGGAGACCACCGGAAGUGCCGUAGGAAGCGGCGGGGGAGGUGGUAGUGGCGGCGAUAGCGGGACCGGAAGUGUGCAAGCACAAUCGACAGCUCAAACUCGGUCGUCGAUUCACGUAACCCCGACUCCGACCCCGGUUGUUCAACGACCGAGUUCGAUUUCAGCAUGUUUCGCCUCCUGCUGCGCCGAGAGCGCGAAAAAGAUAUAUUUCGGGGUGUGCGUGACGAUAUGCGUGACGGCGAGUUGGGUGGGGGCGACUCAUUGCAUCAAGUAUUUGUACUUUCACAAGUCCGAGGAAAUCCCGGAGACGUCCGUAAAAACGGAGACGAUCGCAAAUUCCACCGCGGACGACCUUCAUCAUCAGCAUAUCACCCUUCCAUACGACGCACCCUUCUUCACGACGUGGUUCUGCACCAAUUGGGAAGUCCUGUAUUUCCCGGUGUAUUUCAUCUGUCGGGCUACCAGAACUAAGUGCGCUACCCCUUCCGAAAUAAUCGUCGAGAGCCUUCGCGGCUUUCGCGAUAAGGGCUUCACCGGCGGUCGCUUCUUGCUCAAGUGCAGCCUCUUCUGUUGCCUGUGGGUCAUCACGAAUUACUUGUAUAUACUCUCGUUGCGAAUACUGUUAGCCACGGACGUAAUGGCAUUAUUCGCGACCAACGUUUCGUGCGUCUAUCUACUCUCAUGGGUCAUUCUUCACGAGCAAUUUGUGGGUGUGAGGAUAGUCGCGGUGAUCCUGUGCAAUACCGGCAUCGCGCUCUUAGCUUACAUGGACGGCAUAACCGGAAGUCCGACUCUCGGAGGUGUCGUUUUAGCUACAGCAGCGGCAGCUGGCUCUGCCGUUUACAAAGUUCUCUUUAAGAAAGUAAUAGGAGAAACUACGUUCGGCCAAAUGUCUCUAUUUUUCUCUCUUAUCGGUUUAUGCAACGCCGCCUUGUUAUGGCCGAUUUGUCUGGCUCUAUAUUUUUCCGGGGCGGAAACCAUGCACUGGACAAGACUACCGUGGGCAGCGUUACUUUCCGCUAGCAUCCUUCAUUUAGUUGCGAAUAUGCUCGGCAAUUUCAGCAUCGCCCUCACUUACGACUUGUUCAUUACUCUUGGAUUAAUCACAGCUGUACCUGUGUCCGCUGCACUGGACGUUAUUUUCUACGGGGCGUACUUUAUGGGCAUGAAAUUGGCAGGCAUGAUCUUCAUAGCGGUCGGUUUCUUCCUCGUCAUGUUUCCGGAUAAUUGGCCCGAUUACAUAACGAGACUCCUCCGUACCACGGGGGGCGGCCAACGGCCCAGCGGCAGGACUUUCCUUAGGGGUCCCGCGGCGUCUCUUCAGCAACGUCAGCAACGUCUGAGGAGCUACGGCGUAAUCGCCGCUCAUGGGGACGGCCAGACGCUGCUACCAAUGAAUAACAACAACAACAACAGCAACAACAACACUGACAGCAGUCAGGCCGCUCAUCGUCACGUUAACAACUCCCAACAGUACAGCUCCGAAAUCCAAUUACGCCGAGUCCCUCCUUCCACCUCGACCUCCACCACCACCAUCGUCAGCAACAGCUACUCUCACGAUCCUCGUAAUCAGCAGCAAGGUGGAGCAGGAGACACAGACAUGGCUUGUCAGAUGGAUCGUCGCGCGACGUGAUCGAUUAUCGAACCGGUUAUAUAAAAUCGCAUCUACGCUCGCCAUCAGGUAGAGUUCGGUGACUAAACUCAGCGAAAAUGGAAGCAAUAAUUAUAGGAUUAUGGCAGCGAUAUGUAGAUUCCUUUGGCAGCGGCUCAAUAGCCAAAGUUAUCGUUCAACUUUAAACAAAUAUUCGACCAGCAAAUAAAUUUACUAGUACCUUCUGAGUCUCUUUAGGGUCUCCUUAAUGCUCCGAUGCAUCAACAUCAGUCAUUUUCGACGGUAAUUAACUCCUCAGCUCUCUUUAAUUUUAGCUCUAAAAAGCGAGAAAUAAUCAAAUCAAUUAAACUAGGAUUAAGUGGGAAACAAAUGUCGAUAGAAAAUCUAUUGUAAGACAAGUACUUUCUAAUAAAAUUCUUCUAGGUUUAUCCCGUAAAAAACGAAAGACAGAAUUCAAUCAAUUACGAUAAUAAAAAAUAGAACAAAAUUGAGAAUACCAGUUUUGCCAAAAAUAGAAAUGACUUAUAACUGCUAAUCGCUAUCGAGAUGGGUUCAAUUUUCCACGCGAUAGGAUUGUCAAGAACAAACCGUCAGAGAACUCGAGAUUUAUCGACUUCAGUUCAUUAAAAAAAUCAUAAAGAACAUAGAGAAGUGUAAUACUUUGAAUAAAAUUUUUUUUUGACAAUUUCACGCUAUAGACGUAUUUUGGUGAAAAUUAGAAACAGAUACGUAAAGACAAUCAGAAUUAGUGUAUUAUCUCCGAUAAAUAUCAUUUUUCCGUCUGUAAAAAACAUUGUUGAUCCGAAUAAGGGUAUCGUGCGUAGCAAAAGUAUUCAUAUUGAGAAUUAACGCGUACGUUUUAUUAUAAAACGCACUUACAAUGGCUCAGAAUAAAAUCUUAAAUUACGGAGUUAGCGUAAUAUAUUACAGGGUUGAUAUAGUUUUAUCUCUAUAAU
Messenger RNA from Camponotus floridanus (Florida carpenter ant), 3010 nucleotides. RefSeq names its product putative thiamine transporter SLC35F3. Gene Ontology annotation, biological process: transmembrane transport. Bases 321 to 2075 code for a protein of 584 amino acids. Lineage: Eukaryota; Metazoa; Arthropoda; Insecta; Hymenoptera; Formicidae. The record is from RefSeq and is a predicted model, not a curated record. Gene Ontology annotation, cellular component: membrane. The transcript is spliced from 11 exons. Gene Ontology annotation, molecular function: transmembrane transporter activity.